Molecule: messenger RNA, 1450 nt
Organism: Periophthalmus magnuspinnatus
Lineage: Eukaryota; Metazoa; Chordata; Actinopteri; Gobiiformes; Gobiidae
Product: protein TsetseEP-like
Exons: 4
Coding region: 9-1118 (369 amino acids)
Source: RefSeq, a predicted model, not a curated record
GAAGGAGCAUGUCUGCGCUGAGGGUGCUGAUCCUGGUUUUAGUCCAGGUCAUGCUUCUGGUCCAGGCCCAGUCUGAGGUCCCGGUCCAUCUGGGUCAGACUGUGGUUCUGAACUGUUCUGUGAAGGUGGAGAAGACCUUCUGGUUUAUGGAGAUUAAUGGACUGCACAUCUGUAUCAGCAGAUUUUACAGUACUGCACUUAAUGAGUUCUAUAUUUGGACUGAUUCUGAGAAGUUUUCAGUUGAAGGAAACAGUUUAAGAAUCCACAACAUCAGUGAGGACGACCUGAGGAGCUACAGCUGUGCUCAGAGAAACAGCACAAUGAAGACUUUUGGAUUUAAGGAGGUUUUUGUGGUAAAAGAGAGAUAUAACCUGACCACAGAUAAGUCCGACCUGAUCCAGAACCUGACCCAGAACCCGACACAGAACCCGACCCAGAACCUGGAACAAAGCAUGACCUACAAAAUCCUGUUCCUCAGCUCUGUAGGUCUGAACGGUGUCCUCAUCAUCACAAUUUCAGGUCUGCUGUUCUGUCUGAAGAGGUGGGAUCCUAAACCUGGACUUCAGAACCACACAGACUCUCAGUACGAGGAGAUCCAGCUCAAUCCAAGUCCACGACCCUCGCCGAAACCAGGACUAAGACUGGAACCAAGACUAGAACCCAGACCAGGACCAAGACCAGGAUCAGGACCCAUACAAGAACCAAGACCAGGACCAAGACCAGAACCAAGACUAGAACCCAGACCAGUACCAAGACCAGGACCAGGACCUAUACAAGAACCAAGACCAGGACCAAGACCAGAACCAGGAUCUAUACAAGAACCAAGACCAGGACCAAAACCGACAUCUGGACCAAGAAAGGGACUCCCCCGACCAGAUCCCAUACUAGAACCCAUAUCAGAUCCAGCUCCAGGACCAAGAUUGCCACCAAGACUAGAACCCAGAUCAGGACCAAGACCAGGACCAGAACCUAUACAAGAAUCAAGAAGAGGACCCAAAUUUGGACCCAGAACUGGAGUCAGAUCAGGAGCCAAGCUGCGGCAGCCCCAUCCUCCAGAGGGCAUCUACUCCCAGGCACAGAUGCCCAGGCCCCUCCCCCCUCCCAACGGACUCUACUGAUACUUUGCUAACUGGGGCACUGCUCUGUCUGAAGAUCUGUUUCUCAAGUUAGUCUUUAAUCUGAGCUUUAUUUUAGCACACUGGCCAUAAAGAGCUGACUAAGUUGGAAGAACAGUGGGUGAGCUGUUUUUCAGGCACUCUCACCUUUUGGUUGAAACUCACACAUUUGUGCAUUGUGUCACCAUGGUAACAUUCCACCACAGAGAUACAUGCAAAACAACCCCAGCUUGGUGUCACUGCAAACUAUUAACUACAGACUGUGGCUCAGGAGUAGAGCAGCAGCUCAUAUGCAGGUCUGCGGCUCAGGAGUAGGACACAGCACAUAUGCAGGU